Molecule: messenger RNA, 1643 nt
Organism: Rhipicephalus sanguineus (brown dog tick)
Lineage: Eukaryota; Metazoa; Arthropoda; Arachnida; Ixodida; Ixodidae
Gene: ND-49
Product: NADH-ubiquinone oxidoreductase 49 kDa subunit
Exons: 12
Coding region: 116-1501 (461 amino acids)
Biological process (GO): mitochondrial electron transport, NADH to ubiquinone
Molecular function (GO): quinone binding; NAD binding; NADH dehydrogenase (ubiquinone) activity
Source: RefSeq, a predicted model, not a curated record
UUUUUUUUACUGGCGUCCUCUAUUGCGUAUCAAAGCAACCAAUUUCUCGUUCGAGCUGCCGGUCUUGCGCUCUCUGCUGUGUACCGCAGCCAGUCAGCCAGUUAGCAAGGUUACGAUGGCAUCCGUGUUGACCGCUGCAGCACGGCUCUUGCGGCCUAAACUGCCGGCUGCGGUGCCCAAGUUUGGUGGUUCGUUGUUUUUCGCCAGAGGAGCGCAGUGGUGCCCAGAUGAUGACUUCAUCAAGGAUAUGUCGGGAUUGUAUUUCGCUCCCGAUGAAGAUCAGAAGAAGAUAACCCCGCUGCCGCCGAAUGACUACCUUGAAGGACCCGAGAAGCACGUUCGAAACAUGCAGAUCAAUUUUGGUCCUCAGCACCCUGCAGCACACGGAGUGUUGCGGCUUGUGCUGGAACUGGAAGGAGAAACUGUGGUGCGAGCGGACCCACACAUUGGCCUCCUGCACCGUGGCACUGAAAAGCUCAUGGAGUACAAAACGUACACUCAGGCAUUGCCGUACAUGGACCGCUUGGAUUAUGUCUCCAUGAUGGCAAACGAACAAUGCUACUCGCUCGCUGUUGAGAAGCUCCUCAACAUUGACAUCCCCAAGCGUGCCAAGUACAUUCGAGUUCUCUUUGGCGAGAUAACAAGGAUUCUAAACCACAUCAUGGCCAUCGGAACACACUGCCUGGACAUUGGUGGCCUUACCCCAUUUUUCUGGCUUUUCGAGGAGCGAGAAAAGUUGAUGGAGUUCUACGAGCGUGUGAGCGGUGCCCGCAUGCACGCGGCAUAUGUGCGGCCAGGGGGUGUAGCCCAGGACAUGCCAUUGGGCCUGAUGGACGACAUCUACGACUGGGCCACGAAGUUCAGUGAACGGUUGGACGAAGUCGAAGACCUGCUCACCGGAAACCGAAUUUGGAAGCAGCGCACUGUGGACAUUGGAAUCAUCUCUGCAGAGAAUGCACUCGACUGGGGCUGCAGUGGUGUCAUGCUGCGUGGGUCCGGCAUCAAAUGGGACCUCAGGAAAACGCAGCCGUACGAUUCCUACGAAGACUUCGAGUUCGAUGUUCCUAUUGGGCUCAAGGGCGACUGUUACGACAGAUAUUUAUGCCGAAUGGAAGAGAUGAGGCAAAGCCUGAACAUCAUCUACCAGGCCCUGAACAAGAUGCCACCCGGUCCAGUCAAGACGGAUGACAACAAAUGCGUGCCCCCAUCGAGGGAAGAGAUGAAGACGUCUAUGGAAGCCCUCAUUCACCACUUCAAGCUGUUCACCGAGGGCUACCAGGUUCCUCCUGGUGUAACAUACACUGCUGUUGAAGCACCUAAGGGAGAGUUUGGUCUGUACAUGAUAUCGGAUGGAAGCAGCCGUCCCUACCGAUGCAAGAUCAAGGCACCCGGUUUCGCUCAUCUGUCUGCCUUGGACUUUAUUGGCAAGAACCACAUGCUGGCCGACAUUGUGGCCAUCAUAGGUACGCUAGAUAUCGUGUUUGGAGAAGUCGACCGCUAGCACCCGCACGAUUCGACGUAGGCAUCAGCAGUUUCCUUAGAAACAUCCACAUCUCGUGGCCUGUCGUUGUGGUAAAUAAAUUGUGUAAAUACUGUCAACUGAAUGCUACGCUGCAGGCCUGAAUAAAGGUGUUUGUUUCGGC